Messenger RNA from Arthroderma uncinatum, 1161 nucleotides. Its product is annotated as NADH-cytochrome b5 reductase. The record is from RefSeq and is a predicted model, not a curated record. Lineage: Eukaryota; Fungi; Ascomycota; Eurotiomycetes; Onygenales; Arthrodermataceae. The transcript has a single exon. Bases 1 to 1161 code for a protein of 386 amino acids. Gene Ontology annotation, molecular function: oxidoreductase activity.
AUGUUUCCUCGGCCCCUUCGUUUAUGUCGGCUUCCGUCUACUCCCCGACGAUGUAACCUUACUUCUCAAUUGCAACGCCAGCGCCUCCUAUGGGCUCGCAACUCGUCUACAGCAGCCCAGCAGCCCAAGCGCCCUGCAAGCAAGCUAUGGCUAACUCUUGCCAUAGUGACUAUUGCAGCCGGCGGGGUUGGUGCUUACGCCAGAUUUCGUGGAGAUCCGUCUAGCACUACCCUAGACCCCGUCACGUUCACGAAUUAUCAGCUUAUCUCCAAGACUCCCGUGUCGUCGACGUGCAGUAUCUUCAGCCUGCGGCCAAAAAGGGAGGGAGGAAUAAACGCAGAGGUCUACCAGGAUGCAUUUGAGACCGGAAUUUGGAGUGUAGAGUUCAAGCAACCCCAGCUGCAGGUUGGUCGAGACUACACGCCAUUACCGCCAUCGGCGCAAUCUGCGCAGGGCACCAACACCGUUGAAGAGAAUGACACCUCGCUCCAAUUCCUUAUCCGAAAAGAUGGCGAGGUUUCUAGCUAUAUACACGGCCUCGAACCCGGAAGUGUUGUGGAAAUGCGCGGGCCCCAGGUUGGACUUGAAUUAACUCCGGAUGUCCAAGAGGUUCUAUUUAUCGUGGGCGGGACUGGGAUAGCUCCGGCCCUGCAAGCGGCGCACACGAUCCUCAAAUGCAUGCGGCCGAGGGAAGAGACCAGAAUGCAUAUACUAUGGGCCAAUAGACGGAGAGAGGAUUGUUUAGGCGGACGCAGUGAUUCUACUAGCUCUCAACGGAGCUGGUGGUCAAACCUAUUUUCUAUGGCUAGUACUACAGAGGCACCCAAAGAGACUACAGACCUAGAAGAGAGAAAUUACGUCGUGGAACAGUUGGAGGAACUCAAGAGACUCUACCCCAAGAAAUUCACGGUCGAUUACUUUGUGGAUGAAGAGAACACGCUUAUCCAGAAGGAUUCUAUUAUGAAAUUCAUAAACUCGAGAGCACAGCACCCCCUUGUGGGACCAAGAAAGAAGAAGUUAAUUCUUAUAUCGGGGCCAGAUGGGUUUAUUAGCUACUUAGCUGGCCCCAAAAUGUGGCAAAACGGACGAGAGGCCCAAGGACCACUUCGAGGGAUCUUGAGAGAGUUGAAUAUCUCUGGUUGGUCAGUUUGGAAGCUAUGA